Bombina bombina (fire-bellied toad) is the source of this 1716-nucleotide messenger RNA. It is a transcript of the gene PHGDH, whose product is annotated as phosphoglycerate dehydrogenase. Gene Ontology annotation, biological process: L-serine biosynthetic process. NCBI's taxonomy places the organism in Eukaryota, Metazoa, Chordata, Amphibia, Anura, Bombinatoridae. The record is from RefSeq and is a predicted model, not a curated record. Gene Ontology annotation, molecular function: phosphoglycerate dehydrogenase activity; NAD binding. The transcript has 12 exons. Bases 118 to 1647 code for a protein of 509 amino acids.
AGCAGGGGAGGUUUAGCCGCCAGUCAUACAGAACACAUGAGCUGGUUUUUGUGAUUUGGAUAAAUCCAGCAGAGCCAGAGGUUGCAUUGCAGGGAGUCAGGAGCCACAGACCACACAAUGUCCCUUUCUGACAUCCGCAGAGUGCUGAUUAGUGACAGUCUGGCCCCAGCAUGUGCCCAAAUCCUGCGUACCCAGGGUGGCAUUGAGGUGACAGAGAACCCAGGACUAACUAGCAGCCAGCUCAUCUCACAGAUACAGGACUAUGACGGACUCAUUGUACGUUCAGCCACUAAAGUCACGGCUGAGGUUUUGGCAGCUGGCUCCAGGCUGAAGGUUGUGGGCCGGGCAGGUACCGGAGUAGACAAUGUAGAUGUGGAGGCUGCAACGAGAAAUGGGAUCAUCGUUAUGAAUACUCCGACAGGAAACAGUAUCAGCGCGGCAGAACUCACAUGUGGGCUUAUCGUCAGCCUGUCCAGACAAAUCCCACAGGCUGCUGAGUCCAUGAGGGCUGGAAAGUGGGACAGAAAGAAGUUUCUGGGCUCUGAGCUUCAUGGGAAGACAUUGGCCAUCUUAGGACUAGGUCGGAUUGGGAAGGAGGUGGCCUUAAGGAUGCAGUCAUUCCAGAUGAGAACUAUCGGUUAUGACCCUGUGAUUCCCCCAGAGGUGACGGAUCAGUUUGGUGUUCAGCAAUUUUCACUGGAAGAGAUCUGGGAGCAGAGCGACUACAUCACUGUGCACACCCCCCUUCUGCCCUCUACUACAGGGCUGCUAAAUGAUGCUACAUUUGCCCGGUGUAAACGAGGAGUACGUGUAGUAAACUGCGCUCGGGGGGGCAUUAUAGAUGAGGCUGCAUUACUGCGGGCGCUGGAGAGUGGGCAGUGUGGGGGAGCUGGACUGGAUGUCUUUACUGAGGAACCCCCCACGAACAGGGCACUUGUGAACCACCCGUUGGUGAUUAGUCUCCCACACUUGGGAGCCAGCACAGAGGAGGCACAGAACCGAUGCGGAGAGGAGAUUGCUCAGCAAAUAGUCGACCUUGCUCAGGGCAGAUCACUGGUUGGAGCGGUCAAUGCUCCUGCCCUCACCAGGGCAUUCUCACCUGACACCAAACCAUGGAGCCAUUUAGGUGAAGCACUGGGGACCCUUCAUCGAAAAUUGGCACCUGAUACCAAUGCAGAUAUCCAGGUGAUAACCACAGGAGAUGUUCUGAAGGAUUCAGGGAGUUGCCUAUGCUCUGCGGUGACAGUCGGACUGCUCAGAGGCACCACAGGGAAGCUGAACCUGGUUAACGCAUCACUGUACGCAGAGGGAGCUGGUAUUAAGGUCAGUACCCGACACUCUGCGGGCACCGGGGAGGCACAGCUGGCUGUGUUAGGGGCAGAUCUCUCGCUGGCCGGGGGAGUGAGGGGACCAUCCCCCUGUCUACUGCAAAUCGGUCCCUCAAAAUUCCGCAGCCCAGUUACUCUCUAUGGUACCCUGCUCCUGUGGCGCAAUGCUGCUCCUCUGCCCAAGUUAUUAGAGGUGCUGUCAUCGUCCGGGGUUCAGCUGGAGACGUUUCACACAUCAGAAGGAUUCAGCAUUGCUGGCAUCUCAGCGCCUCUGUCGGACGUCUCUCUCCUGGGUCCCUGUGUGCAACUCACCCUCUAACCGCCCCAGGACCCACAAACUGUCUGUGUCAACUAGUUUGUAAUUAGCCAUUAAACUGCUGCAAAUGAA